Pieris rapae (cabbage white) is the source of this 1961-nucleotide messenger RNA. RefSeq names its product sex-lethal homolog (gene Sxl). The record is from RefSeq and is a predicted model, not a curated record. The transcript is spliced from 9 exons. Gene Ontology annotation, molecular function: mRNA binding. Gene Ontology annotation, cellular component: cytosol; ribonucleoprotein complex. The coding region runs from base 259 to 1251 and encodes 330 amino acids. Lineage: Eukaryota; Metazoa; Arthropoda; Insecta; Lepidoptera; Pieridae.
CAUUGAAAAAUUAUCAAAUCUGUGAUUUGGAUUUCAGUGAUUAGCGUUAAGGUGAUUUCGUUUUCUUUUAUUCCUUUUCGUACAUAUUUGGUAAAAUCUAUAACAACAAGUUGUGUUAUUGUUAGUUGUUGAUGUAAAAAAAAUAAGAUUAAAAAUAUAAGAAGAAAUAGUUUAAGGUUAGCUGCAGAUUAUAAUGAAUAGAAAGAGUUAGUUUUUAGAUAACCCAAAGUUGUACCAAAGGAAAGAUCAGUUUUACCAAUGUGUGACAGAUACCCACCUUUUUACCAUGGAGGCCCGCCUUUCAAUAGUUGGGAUAGAAGCUAUACUUUGGAGAAUCAAAUACAACAUCAGUACAGAGGUAGACCUAACCCGGGAGCGCAUAGGUUUUGGGGCAGCAUGUCAGACGGUGGAGGAAUAUCGGCCGCUGGUGGUGACUCCAGUAGGACCAACCUGAUCGUCAACUACCUUCCACAGACUGUCACAGAAAAGGAUCUUUAUGCUAUGUUUGUUACCAUCGGCCCGAUUGAGAGCUGUAGGGUUAUGAAGGAUUUUAAGACUGGUUAUAGUUAUGGUUUUGGUUUCGUGAACUAUGUACGGGAAGAGGAUGCUUCGAGAGCUAUCGAGACUUUCAAUGGAUACCAACUUAGGAAUAAGCGAUUAAAGGUUUCUUAUGCUCGACCGUCGGGAGACGAUAUUAAAGAAACAAACCUAUAUGUAACGAAUCUUCCUCGGGCAAUCACUGAGGAGCAACUUGAAACGAUAUUUGGGAAAUAUGGAAGGAUAGUACAGAAACACAUUCUACGUGAUAAGAAUAACGGUUCGCCGAGAGGUGUAGCCUUUGUAAGAUUCGAUAAAAGAGAAGAGGCCCAGGAAGCGAUAGCAGCACUCAACAAUGUUAUACCAGAGGGCGGUACUGAACCCCUAAGUGUCAAGGUAGCCGAGGAGCACGGUAAACAAAAGGCGGCGUACUACGCAGGAUGGUCAGCUGGCUUCCAACAGAGUCGAGGUGACUUUUCGUGGAAUUGUGGAACAUGUUUGAUGCCUGGAGAAUCCUGGGAUAAUUUUCAAUCCCCUCCACCUUUACUAGGGAGUCCAAACACUCCCAGAAACGGGUGCAGGCCAGGAAUGUGUGCGAACAUUCGACCUCCGUUUGGUAAAGCCAAUAGAGCCAAUCGGGGGCGAAAUUUUCCCUGGGGCCCUGGGGCUGGUGACUUUAAAGGACAGAGGUGUAGAAAUGGUGCUCCGUAUUGAUUUAUGAACGUAGAUUAGCAGUGCAAUGAAUUAACGAUGAUAAAGCAUUAUUUUGCUUUUGUGGUCGUGAAUAUUGAUUGUUUGAGGAGAGAUCACAAAGGUUUCUCGUAAACUCAGCAAUUUUAAGGAAAAUUGCUAUUUUGUCAUACUCCUAGAUGGUGCUGCAUGCACUGAGCUGUUUUAGUAAUGUAUUAUAAUACAUAUUCACCAUUUGAUCUAUCUUUAACAGAUUAGUGCUUAUAUGCCCGUGGCGAUAUUUAGUGAAGGCUUUUCUUAUGCCUUUCAUUGUAAUAUUAUCCUUGAUAAAGAAAAGAGACAAUAGGAGAUAAUAUUAUGAUUGGCAACUUUUAAAAGGAUUAAAAUUAUCAGCCUACUUUCAAAGAAUUUAAAUAUUUCGAUAAGCGCCAUCUAGGUGAUCCUUGCAUUAUGAAAACGUAAUGGCUUGCCUUAAAAUAAGACUUUUGGUGACAUCUAAAAAAGUAUUAGCAACUUUUGUGCAGUGCCAACAGCGUACACCUAUAACUCGUUAACAAAAUUGAGUUUUAUUUUAAUUUGUAUUUGUUCAAGACUUACAUUUUAGAUAAUAGGUUAUGUGAGUAUAAUUUGUGUGAAGUCUGUUUUGUUUUCGUUAAUUAUUGUAACUCUGCCAACCGAUGGCAGACCUAUACAUUAUUUUUUAAAUUAUUUCUUUAAUAUAGAGAUUAUAAUUU